This is a messenger RNA of Papaver somniferum (opium poppy), 1938 nucleotides long. RefSeq names its product indole-3-acetic acid-amido synthetase GH3.6-like. The record is from RefSeq and is a predicted model, not a curated record. Gene Ontology annotation, cellular component: cytoplasm. Gene Ontology annotation, molecular function: acid-amino acid ligase activity. The transcript is spliced from 3 exons. Lineage: Eukaryota; Viridiplantae; Streptophyta; Magnoliopsida; Ranunculales; Papaveraceae. The coding region runs from base 1 to 1938 and encodes 645 amino acids.
AUGACAGAACGAGAUGCAAUACUAUGGCAGUCUAACAAAGAUGAUCAUGCUUUGGAUUUCCUCAAGGACAUACCCAUCGAUGGACUUAUGCAAACACUUGGGCCCCGUCCAUUUCGCUCUGUUCUCCAAUAUUGUUUGGGCAUACCCAUGUUUCCAGAGGAUAGUCUAUGCUCAAGCUGUAAUAAUUUCAUGGACAUUUUUGGCGACCAUGCGCUCCAUUGUGCCAAAGAUGUUGGCCAGAAGUACCGCCACGACUUAGUUAACGAUGUUUUUGCCGACAUUUGUUAUAAAGCAGGUGUUGCAUCACGUAGAGAGGCGUCUUUGGGCUUUGGUGGUUCCAAACAUGCAGAAUCCUUGUUCUCAGCUGGGAAAACGGCAAAGAUAAAAGUGAAAUGUGAAUUUUUUAUUUUUAUUUUUUUUUGUUUCAGCUCUGGAACUUCAGGUGGCGAAAGGAAAAUAUUUCCACGUUUUGAGGAAGAAACGGAACGCAUACGUCUUGGUAGAUGUCUUGUAGCACCGGUGGUUAACAAGUACAUAACUGGUAUGGAUAAAGGAAAAGCUAUGAUUUUUAUGUUUUCAAAAGAGAAUGCUUAUACUCCUGCAGGACUACCAUUUAAUUCAAGUUUAACCCUUAAUUAUGAGAGUUCACAAUUUAAGAAUAGAUCUUACGAUCCAUCAGAAGAUUAUACUAGUCCUGAUGAAACCAUUCUUUGCAAGGAUUUUUAUCAAAGUACGUAUUCUCAAGUUCUUUGUGGACUCUAUCAAAGCAAACUAGUUGUCCGUGUUGGAUCUGUUUUCAUUUAUGGGUUACUUAGGGUUAUACUUUUCAUUCAAAAACACUGGUCUUUACUUUGUAAUGACAUCCGGACGGGAACUAUUAAUACCCAGAUUAUCAAGGAUGUAUCAGUACAAGAAGCUGUCAAGAAAAUACUAGUAAAACCAGAUCCUGAACUCGCUGAUUUUAUCGAGAUUGAGUGCAUCAGAUAUGAGUCAUGGAAAGGUAUUAUAUCUAGGUUAUGGCCUAAUGCCAAGUACAUUGAUGCUAUCAUAACAGGGUCUAUGUCUCAGCAUAUUCCCUCAGUCGACUUUUACAGUAAUAGUCUCCCACUGGUUUCUGCAAGGUAUAUAUGUUCGGAAUGCUUCUUAGGUAUAAACCUUAACCCUCUUUGCAAACCAAAUGAAGUUGCUUAUACCUUUCUCCCUAACAUGGCCUAUUUCGAGUUCUUGCCAAUACUUGAUGCGAAUCACCAGAAGAACAGCAACCAACAGGAGCAACCUGAUGCACAAAAGCUAGCUGAAUUAUCCAACGUUAAGCUCGGACAUGAAUACGAAGUCUUCGUCACCACCUAUACAGGACUUUAUCGGUAUGGAAUCGGAGACGUGCUAAGAGUCGUUGGUUUCAAAAACACUGCUCCACAAUUCCAAUUCAUAUGCCGAAAGAAAGUACUUCUGAGCAUUGAUUGUGAGAAGACGAGCGAACUGGAGCUUGACAAUGCUGUUCAAAAUGCAGUAAAGCAUCUCAAAUCCACGUUUGAAAUAUCCCUUGUCGAUUACACCAGUUAUGCCGAUACAACAAGUACUAGCAAUCAUGGCCACUAUGUUAUCUUCUGGGAGCUUCGACAUCACAACUCCAACGUUAAUAAAAUUUCAACUGUUUCUAUUAGGUCGAUGUUAGAAGAAUGUUGCUUCAAAAUCGAAGAGUCAUUAAGCUCUGAAUACAAGGAAAAUCGUGCACUAGACAAAUCAAUUGGACCUCUAGAGAUAAAGAUAGUUGAGACAGGAACUUUUGAUAAAUUGAUGGAUUGUGCAGUUAGCCAGGGUACGUCGGUUAGCCAGUACAAAACUCCGCGGUGCAUGAAAAAUGUCGAGCUUCUAAACUCUUGUGUUGUUUCGAAUUAUUUUAGUCGGGAGUCCCCACAUUAUGCUCCUGGUUUGUGA